AUGGCAUCAACUAGGUUCUGUGAUCCUUGUUCCGAAGCUGACAAGUCUUCAACAACAACAAAGUAUUGCUCUGACUGUGAAGAAAGACUUUGUACAGACUGUGAUGAAUCACAUUGCAGAUUCAAAGCCUUCAAAUCUCACCAUGUUAUCGACCUGACGUCCAUCGGAUCCAAUAAACUGAUGCCUGCGAUAAAAAACUGCAAUGUCCAUUCAGGGAUGCUUUUGGAUUAUUACUGCACAGACCAUGAGAUCGUAUGCUGUAGAGCCUGCAUAUCUAAUGAACACAGGGUUUGUCAGAACGUUCUCCCAUUUGAACUUGCCUCGAAGGAUGUAAAAAAGUCUGCACUGUUUAACGAUGUUAUGGAAGACAUGACGCAUCUUAUUACAACAUUGAAUGCUUUAGACAAUAACAGACAGUCAAACUUACAAUCUAUGAAGGAAUCUAAAUCAACAAUAACUAAGAAGAUCCGAGCAGUGAAAUCCAAAUUUUUGAAUCAAAUUGACGAUUUGGAGCGUGAAUUAACGACCACUUUGUCAUCUCUCCAACGAAAACAUGAAAUGGAAAUCAACAAACAAAAGCAAGAAAUAUCGCAAGUCUUGGUCAAUGUUAUAGAAAAUAAAAACGAGUUGGAUUUUUUGAGAGAUCAUGGAUCUAAGAAUCAGCUCUUUAUAUUCCUUCGCCAACAAGUAACAAAUAUUCAUAGCGCCGAGGCCAAGAUUCAGCAGAUAGUAUCCGAUUCACAAGAAUUCAAUAUAACCUUUGACGAAAAGAAAUAUGGUAAGCUUGAGUCUUUCGGGUCACUGUCAGAGUAUGUCCAACCAUGUCAAGUUCAAUACAAACCAAAGAAAUUUCAACAAGCCCAGAUCAAGGCAGAACCAAUGAAAAAUAUUCUAGGGUUUAAGAAGGAUACAGUAUUAAAAUUUAAUACUGAUGUGGUAAAAAGUAUUUUGAGUGUAUCAGUGACGAUAAUAAUAAGCUCCUCAUUACUAAUACAUCAUCAUCCGAUACCAAACUGUAUGUUUACAGAGACUGUAAAGAUUAUGAGACAGAGAUAG
This is a messenger RNA of Mytilus trossulus (common blue mussel), 1056 nucleotides long. RefSeq names its product E3 ubiquitin-protein ligase TRIM45-like. The record is from RefSeq and is a predicted model, not a curated record. The transcript has a single exon. Bases 1 to 1056 code for a protein of 351 amino acids. Gene Ontology annotation, molecular function: zinc ion binding. NCBI's taxonomy places the organism in Eukaryota, Metazoa, Mollusca, Bivalvia, Mytilida, Mytilidae.